AUGUCGGGUAUACCGCGCUCCCACACCCCGGCCGGCGGUUCGCGCCUCAGUACUGUUCCGUCGCAGAAACCACGCCAGCUCUCACACCUACAAGCGCAACUCGCGCAGUUGACGGCCAAUAUGUCAGAUCUGGAGAGCCUGAUGCGUAUGACGGCUGGCCAGGCGCAGGACAUGCGUGGGUUAGGUGGCUAUGCUGGUGCCAUGUUCAUGGCAGCGAGCAAAGUCUUGGGUGAAGAGACGGUCAAGGGUGGAGGCAGUGAUAAGGAAGGGAGAGAAGGAGAUAAGUGA
Alternaria burnsii is the source of this 288-nucleotide messenger RNA. RefSeq lists its product as uncharacterized. Lineage: Eukaryota; Fungi; Ascomycota; Dothideomycetes; Pleosporales; Pleosporaceae. The transcript is spliced from 2 exons. Gene Ontology annotation, biological process: attachment of spindle microtubules to kinetochore. Bases 1 to 288 code for a protein of 95 amino acids. The record is from RefSeq and is a predicted model, not a curated record. Gene Ontology annotation, cellular component: DASH complex.